CCAGGCAUGGGACUGAUGGGCAGGAGGUCGCCCACGCUGGAUGGUGCUUCCUUCUGGAAGUACUGGUGGGCUUCCUUGCCUUCCUGUUGCCUUGAAACCAGUAGCUGAAGGUGGAAAGGAAGCAGCACUCUGGGUCAGCAUGACGCUAGGAGCGUGUCCCCUCUUUUAUGACAUCACAAUUUAUUGCAUGCAGGUACGUGCAUCCUGGUGACUCUUUUUGGCAACACAGUCACGGACAAAGGCACUGUCUUCAAUGGGCUGUGCUUGUGCGUGUGGGGGGGUGUUAGAGACAAACAAAUAAAUGUCUAACAGGUGACAGCGAAGCUGUGACAAAAACGUCAAGGCAAGAAGCGAGUCGGAGAGUGAUGGGGUUGCGUUUUCAGACGGGAGCUCAGAAGGGGCUAAAGUGGCCUUAUGCAGAGAAUUGAAGGAAGUGCAGGAGGAAGCCGCACAGGCAGAGAAACAAAGGCAGUAAGAACAAAGGCCCUGCGCGUCACUUCACGCUGUUUCCUUCCAUCUUUAGACCAGCCCUGCAAACGUGCGUAUCGUGUCUCCCAGGCGAAGAUGUGAAAAGAGAGACUCAGCAAGAAAAAGCAACUUGCCCAAACUAGAGCUGGUCCCCGCUGGCACCAGAGUCAAACUCCGAUCCUCUGAUCUCAGAGGCGGUGCUGGGAACCAGGGCCGUGUGCAACAGUGUGAGAUGUUGCCGGAGGAGCGGAGAAGUGGGCACGCGGUGAGCGAGGGCGAAGGGGAGCCAGGAGAGCCAGGACCGGGAGGCCAGGGGGUGGGGGUGCCCCUGGGCAUCUAGCCUUUCCUGUCCGCCUCAUGCUCAGCUAGGCGUGGUGGCUGGUUCCUGACGGUUUUGUUGGCGUGCCAGUGAGUUCCUUUUGCAGUUCCUUCACCGCAGGGGACAAGUGUCCCAGAGGUCAAGUGGACAGAAGGGACACAGGGAGAAAUCCGGUCUCUCUGACCAGGCUCAUCACGUAGCUGCACAAGCAAACAGCUGCAGGAGUGAAGUGUCAGUUUCCCCGCGUGAGCCCCACACCGUUGUCCCCUAUUCGUCAGGGAAAAUCUUAGCCAAGGAAGCACCUUCUUUUGAAGAUAUCAAAUUGGGCCAAGUGCCUGGGCGGCCUCUCUCCACAUUCAGUCGCAUUCACGAUCGUCCCCCGUUCCAGCUGAGACAACACUUCCUCUAGGAAGCAUUCACUGAUUCCUCCAGACUUGGGGGAGCUUCCCUGCUAUUUCCUCCCAUAACGUCUGCAUCCUUAUCCAGCACUUUAAAUUUUGUAUUGAAAUUGUCUGUUUUCUGGAGCUCCUCACAGGCUAUACAUUCUUCGGGGGCAGCGCCAGUGCCUUGACUUUGCUUUCCUCUUCUGAAAUGAAAGAUGUCUCAGUGUGCCAUCCUCACUGGUUCUCCUUGAGCUGUCGUUGUCCGUGAGGUUAUGAGCGUCCUGACUCUCACUUCCACCUAUGCAGCCAUAUGCCCCAAACUGGACCCACGUAACAGAGUUUGUCAUAGUGGGCUUUGCUGGGGUGCAUGAAGCACGCCCCCUCUUCUUUACACUCUUCCUCACCAUGUACCUAUUCACCCUGGUGGAGAACUUGGCCAUCAUCGUGGUGGUGGCUUUAGACCACCGGCUACGUAGACCCAUGUAUUUCUUCCUGACGCACUUGUCCUGCCUUGAAAUCUGGUACACUUCGGUGACAGUGCCCAAGAUGCUGGCUGGUUUUAUUGGGGUAGGUGGGGGCAAGAACAUCUCCUAUGCUGGCUGCCUGUCCCAGCUCUUCAUCUUUACCUUCCUGGGGGCAACAGAGUGUUUCCUACUGGCUGCCAUGGCCUAUGACCGCUAUGUGGCCAUUUGUAUGCCUCUCCGAUAUGCGGCCUUGGUGUCGUGGGGCGCCUGCAUCCGUCUGGCCGCUGCUUGUUGGCUGGCAGGCCUCCUCACACCUGUUUUGCCUAUCUACCUCAUGUCCCAGCUGACGUUUUGUGGCCCCAACGUCAUCGACCACUUCUUCUGUGAUGCCUCACCGCUGCUAGCCUUGUCCUGCUCAGAUGUCACCCUGAAGGAGACCACAGACUUCCUCGUUUCUCUGGCGGUGCUCCUGGCCUCCUCUACGGUUAUUUCUGUGUCCUAUGGCAAUAUCGUCUGGACGUUGCUGCACAUCCAUUCAGCUGCUGAGCGCAGGAAGGCCUUCUCCACUUGUGCAGCUCACCUGACAGUGGUGAGCCUCUUCUAUGGCACUCUUUUUUUCAUGUAUGUCCGCACCAAAGUGGCCUCCUCCGUCAACUUCAACAAGGUGGUGUCUGUCUUCUACUCCAUUGUCACGCCAAUGCUCAACCCCCUCAUCUAUAGUCUUCGGAACAGGGAGGUGAAGGGAGCUCUGGGCCGAGCCUUGUCCCUCAGGUCUUGGAAAGGUCAGCAAGGAGGAAGGUGAAGACCUAAUUUUCUUGCCUUGGCUCUUCAGAAGGAGGGUGGUGAGGAUGAGGGGAUAGAGCAGUGACCUGGGUGGUCAUGAGUUAUGGAUUAUGUAUUAGUUAAAGUAAACUGUUAAUCUGGGGUAACAAGAGACACCUAGCUAUAAAAGGGCUUAAAGAAGGAAAGAGAUUUGUUCUUUCCUGCAAGAGUCCAAGGUGAGUGCUUCAGGGUUGGCAGGUGGCUCUGCUCAACAGGCAAAGAUGGAAGUUCCCUCAUUCCAUAGUGUCAACAUCCCUUAGGAUGUUGGCAAACUAAGCGCCGUGGGCCAAAUUCAGCUCGACAUUUGUUUUUAAUGAGCUGUAAGCUAAGAAUGGUUUUUAGACUUUUAAAUGGUUGUAAACAAAUCAAAAGUAAAAUAAUAUUUCAUGACA
Molecule: messenger RNA, 2848 nt
Organism: Felis catus (domestic cat)
Lineage: Eukaryota; Metazoa; Chordata; Mammalia; Carnivora; Felidae
Product: olfactory receptor 6Q1
Exons: 2
Coding region: 1471-2436 (321 amino acids)
Biological process (GO): G protein-coupled receptor signaling pathway
Cellular component (GO): membrane
Molecular function (GO): G protein-coupled receptor activity; olfactory receptor activity
Source: RefSeq, a predicted model, not a curated record